AUGAAGGGAAUUGAUAAUGGAUUUAGGGACUACCUGGUUAGUAGUUUGGGUGACUGUGCUUACGAGCUAACUAUGGUGGGGUUCCAUGAAAAGCUUAAGAAAUUAAAAGAGGAGGAUAAACAACGAGCACAUAGUUUUUUCAAAGAGUUGGCACCUGAGCAUUGGGUAAAUUCAUACUUCAGGGGCAUGCGUUAUGGGGAGAUGACAUCUAAUGUGGUGGAGUCAUUUAAUAAUUGGAUUAAAAAAGCACGUAAUCUUCCUAUUACUCGAUUGGUGGACACAAUUCGUACUCAAUUGAUGCGACAACUGUUGGCGUGGCAUGACCAAGCAAACAAGUGGAAGGAAACAAUUUGUCCUACAUUUGAAACCUUGCUUCUUGAUACAUUCAACGACAACAGUUCUUGGCAAGUUAGCAAAGCCAGUGAAGAUGUAUUUGAGGUUCAUUCAAUACCAUCUGUUAUAGUUGGAAUUGGAAGGCGUACGUGUUCUUGUUUCCAAUGGCAGAUCAACGGAUUCUCAUGUGACCAUGCUAUUAUUGCUAUUCAGAAGAGCCGAUACAAUCUCAAUGAUUGUAUGGAACAUUACUUUCAUGUAGAGACGUAUCGUGUAGCAUAUUCGGUUACCAUAUUUUCCAUAUCGUCAAUGGAAAAGCCGCCUUUUCGAUCCCACAGACUUUACCAUAUAUCCACUAACUAUGAAAAGACCACUCGGCAGGUUGAAGAAGAAUAG
Camellia sinensis is the source of this 729-nucleotide messenger RNA. RefSeq lists its product as uncharacterized. Lineage: Eukaryota; Viridiplantae; Streptophyta; Magnoliopsida; Ericales; Theaceae. The record is from RefSeq and is a predicted model, not a curated record.